Messenger RNA from Dioscorea cayenensis subsp. rotundata (Guinea yam), 2375 nucleotides. Its product is annotated as subtilisin-like protease 4. The transcript has a single exon. Bases 125 to 2251 code for a protein of 708 amino acids. The record is from RefSeq and is a predicted model, not a curated record. Gene Ontology annotation, biological process: proteolysis. Lineage: Eukaryota; Viridiplantae; Streptophyta; Magnoliopsida; Dioscoreales; Dioscoreaceae. Gene Ontology annotation, molecular function: serine-type endopeptidase activity.
UCUUGUUAUCAUCUACAACUUCUUCUUCUUCUUCUUCUUCUUUUUGUACGUUCAUGUUAAGGCUCUUGAUAGUUUGUUAUCUUCUAAUAAACUUCAAACAUAUUUAGUACAUGUGGAAAAGCCAAUGAGCACUGUCUUUGCCGACCAUGCAGCGCGUGAGGACUGGCAUAAGUCCUUCUUGCCGGUGAGCACCACCACUAGUCCUGAUGAGCAGAGGAUGGUCUAUUCUUAUGCCAACGUGAUUAGUGGAUUUGCAGCAAGACUGACUGAGAAUGAAGUGAAAGCAAUGCAAUCCAAGGAUGGCUUUUUAGAGGCUUAUCCGGAUAAGACAAUGAAGCUGAAGACUACUCGCUCACCGGAGUUUUUAGAGUUGAACCACCACCAGCAUAGUGUUUGGAAGCAUACAAACUAUGGUAAAGGAAUCAUCAUUGGAGUAAUUGACACCGGAAUCAUACCCAAUCACCCUUCUUUCUCCGAUCAUGGCCUUCCGCCACCACCGAAAAGAUGGAAGGGUGAAUGCAAGUUCAGUACUGCCUCACUCUGCAACAACAAGCUCAUCGGAGCUAGAGUGUUCCUCAAUGGAACGACAACCGCUACACCUAUCGAUGAAGACGGGCAUGGCACUCAUGUGGCAAGCACAGCCGCAGGGAUGUUUGUUCAUGGUGCCAAUGUACUCGGCCAAGGCAAUGGAACAGCUUCCGGCGUGGCACCCUUUGCUCAUCUCGCCAUUUACAGAGUUUGUAAUUCAGAUUAUUGUACUUUUAGCGAUGUGCUUGCCGGCAUUGACGCCGCAGUGGAAGAUGGUGUUGAUGUGCUAUCCAUCUCCCUCGGCUCCGGCCCAUUACCAUUCUACAAAGAUGUAAUUGCGAUGGGAACACUAACUGCUGUAGAAAGGGGAGUCUUUGUGAGCUGCGCCGGUGGUAACGGCGGGCCGAUGAGUGGAACACUUUCUAAUGAAGCACCGUGGAUCCUCACCGUGGCGGCGAGCACUAUCGACCGGAGUUUCAGAGUGAAGGUGAAGCUUGGUAAUGGGUUUGAACUUGAUGGUGAAUCUAUUUACCAGCUUGACUCAUCUAAGCCUAUCACCUUCUUCCCUCUUGUGGAUGCCAUUGCUAAUGGCAACUCUAACUCCAAGUUUUGUGGCAAUGGUUCACUCCAUGGCAUGAACGUCAAAGGCAAGAUUGUUGUAUGUGAGACAGGAGGAGAUAUUACUAGAAUUCAAAAGGGUGUGACUGUGAAGAAUGCCGGCGGCUUCGGUAUGAUACUUGUUAAUUCGGCCUCCGGCGGUGCCACCACCGAUGCCGAAGCUCAUGUUCUUCCUGCAUCACAUGUAGGUUACAAUGAAGGUUUGAUAAUAAGAAGCUAUAUCAAUGUUUCGGCAUCCCCUUCAUCUGCAUUCAUCUUUAAAGGCACCAUGAUUGGAACCUCACCGGCUCCGGUGAUGGCCUCAUUCUCUUCCCGAGGACCGAGCAUUGAGAGUCAUGCCAUACUUAAACCAGACAUCACCGGCCCUGGCAUGAACAUUCUUGCGGCAUGGCCCUUUGAUGUCGGUCCGCAUGCACAGACAUCUAAUGAUGUUUACUACUUCAAUGUGAUUGCCGGCACAUCAAUGUCGACACCACAUUUGAGUGGAGUUGCUUCUCUUAUCAAAAAUGCACACCCAGAUUGGUCGCCGGCAAUGAUCAAGUCAGCAAUCAUGACAACCGCAUACAUACAAGAUGAUAUGGGCAAUCCAAUUCAUGAUCAGCAAGGAUUGCCUGCUGGUUUAUUUGCUACCGGAGCCGGACAUGUUCAACCGACAAAAGCUAAUGAUCCCGGUCUCGUUUACGACAUUGAUCCGGUCGAUUACAUAGCAUAUCUUUGUGGCUUAAGAUACAAAAGCAAACAAGUUAGUAUCAUUGCAGGAAGACACAUAGAUUGUGAGAGAGUUGGAAGUAUCUCUGCAAGUGAGCUGAACUAUCCCACAAUUAUGGUGGUGCUGUCAGGAUCAAAUAAAACAGUAACCUUGAGACGCAAAGUGAAGAAUGUUGGAGAGGAGGGAGUGUACAGUGUGAAGGUGAAUGCACCAAAAGGAGUGGAUGUUAGGGUUGAGCCAAAGAGGUUGCAAUUUAAAGGCAUAAAUGAAGAGAAGAGCUUCACAGUGAGCUUCAAUGGAGGUUCCAUACAUGGAGUUGGACUUGUAGAAGGGCAGCUUAGGUGGAUCUCUGGCAAAAGAGUCGUGAGGAGUCCUAUCUGUGUUGUCUUUGAUUAGGGUAGAUUGAUGGCCCUAUCUUUGUGGGUCAACCCCAUGGACAAACUAGUCUCCCCAAAAUAUGUGCAUCUAAUUAAAGUUAUUUUAUAACUGUUUGUGUAUUUGUUUAAUGAAGUUUCCAAAA